Ceraceosorus bombacis is the source of this 732-nucleotide messenger RNA. The record is from the annotation of a GenBank genome assembly. Lineage: Eukaryota; Fungi; Basidiomycota; Exobasidiomycetes; Ceraceosorales; Ceraceosoraceae.
AUGGCAGCUCUUCGAGCACUGGUUGACCGGUCAGCUCAGCAGCCGCCAUUGGAUGGCAAACACGAUGCGUUCUUCUACGGCACACUGAGUGAGUAACGAAGCUUCGCUUCGAGUCUAUCUGCGGUAGCCUCACGUGUUGACCUCUUCUCACGUCUGUUGCGACCAGUUCAUCCCGCUGUGCUUAGACGGAUCAUAGGUCGAGCGUGUGACCUGCCCGUUUCCCUCGCCAUACUUCCCGGCUACACGGCUCAAAGGGUGCAUCAUGCCGAGUACCCAGCCCUAGUGUCUUUGCCCGACUUACCAGACCUGCUCGCCAAAAGCAACAGGAACUCGCACAGCUACACCAGAGGCGUCUUGGUCAAGGGUCUCAGCGCUGCCGAUGUACUAGCACUGGACACUUUUGAGGGAGACGAGUACGCGAGAACGGCCGUGGAGCUUAUAGACCUGGGAAACCCUCAAGCCAAUGACGAGCGACUUCUGGAAUCCUUGCCGACUCUGUUCGAGCAUCUGACUUCCGAGAGAGUCAUACCACUCAUCGCCCAGCAUCGAGAAGCUGUGAGGAAUGUGAGAAAUGGCUCCGCACAGAGGGCUGAAAGUGUGCCAGCGAUAGGGACGAUGACUGUUGCGCACACGUACGUGUGGAGGGGCGACCCGGCUAGCGAGACUGCUUGGGAGUGGCAGACCUUUGUGAAGCAACACGCCCAUCGCUGGGUCAGUGGCGAACGAAAUUGA